AUGGCACGCGGCGCGCCCCGGGCUGAGGAAGAAGCGCCGGCGCGGGGGACCGCCCCCGCGGGCAAAAAGAAGGAGAAGAAGGCGGGGGAGCACCGAGGGGGAAAGGGCAGAAAGUUAACGAACUGCAUCCGCUUCGUGUGCCGGUUCAUGCAGUUUGCGUCGGGGGUGGUGACCAUUGGCGUCAUCUCCGCCACUAAGGAGAAGGGCACCCACUUCUACGACUGGCAGGCGUUCUCGUACUUGCUGGCGGGCGGCUGCUUCCUGGCCUUCUGGGGCCUCGUCACGCUCUUCUUCGACUGGUUCGACACUCUGGCGUGGCGCCUCAUCAUCUUCCUGGGGGACUGGAUUGUCGCAUUCAUCGCGUUCAGCGCCGGGUGCGCGGCCGCAGCCAUCACGACGUUCAACGAUAAGGGCGCACCGCCCUACCAGGCCGCCCUCUGCCGGGACACGGGCGGCGCGUACAACAAGAUCUGCUCCUACUCGAAGGCGGCCACCUCGUUUGCGUUCAUCGGCUUCGGCUUCCUCAUCCCCACCAUGUUCAUGUCCGCCUUCUCGUUCUUCUCGAAGUACUAUGAAGGGUAG
Klebsormidium nitens is the source of this 582-nucleotide messenger RNA. The record is from the annotation of a GenBank genome assembly. Lineage: Eukaryota; Viridiplantae; Streptophyta; Klebsormidiophyceae; Klebsormidiales; Klebsormidiaceae.